GCUUCAUUUCCGUUGCUUCCUUUGUGCUCAGCUUCUCGUGGGCGAGCAGAAGCUCCCAGGGCCACCUCUGCGAUGUCCUCCAAGGGAGGUCAGGCUCAGAAGACAAGACUCCCUAAUUUCAUAAGAAAGGGGCCGCAGGAGGUUCCACCCCCAACAGAGAAGGACUGGCAUAAGGACGAUGAGAAGGAUUACACCUUCCUUGACCCAGAUCAGGGUCUGGAUUCCCUGCCACAGCCAUACCGGAUGAUCAACAAGGUGCUGAACCUCCUGUUUGAUCAGAUAUGGGAAGUUAUUGAAGAGAGGGAAGCCGUGAGGGAAGCUGAACUCAACCGGGUCAGGCCUACUGUGUAUCCUCCGCAGGAGGAAAUCCAGCUCAACAGAAUGUCCACUUGCAUGGCUAUUUCCCAAGACUAUCUGUUCAUCGGUGGAACUAAGGGCUUCUCCAUCUACCACCUGUCCAAUGCUAAACGGAUAUACCUCUGGGAGAAACUUAAGGCUGAUGUCACUGCCAUCUGGGCUGCAGAUCUGGGGAGUGAAAUACUUAUUGCUUCAGUGGAUGAAACGGGCGUCCUUAGACUGUUUUACUUUUAUAAGGACUCUCUUUACCACAUCAAAGCCAUCAACGAAGCAGAGGAGAGCAGCAAGCAGAACACCUGCCUCCACGUGGAGAUCUCCAAAGGCGGCGACUUCAUGGCCAUCCUCCUGCAAGGGGCUGGGGAGCUUUGGCUGGAAGUGUACAGACUGCCCAAGGACAUGUGGUUCAAGGAGACGGAGUACCCACAGUCCAACCUGAAUUCAAAGAAAAAAGUCAAACCCUUGAACACGCUUGACAACGUUCCUUCAGAAAACUUGGACACAUUGCAGGAUGGGUCCAUCAACUUCCGCGGAGAUAUUAAGCUGACCUAUCCGUCCUACCUUAUGAAGAUCAAGCCGCCCAAGCCCGUGUCAGGCACCACAUUUAAAAGCCCCCUGGAAGUGUUUAGCAAAAUGGAAGACUGGUACGGGCUGGGCUCGGGGCAGAACCACUUCAUCCGGGAGAGCCAGUGGGAGCAGCACGCGGACAUCUUCUACUCCUCCUACAAGAAGUACCUGGACCCUGACCAGGAUGUGGAGGAGCCGUUCAGCUCAGCCAUGUUCCACUUCCUGCUCCCCAGCUGCAUCACGCUGAUGCCCGGAGAAGUCAAGGGCCCCCCGGGAGCAGCCUGCGUCCUCGGCGUGCACUGGACCGGCAGCCACAACUUCUUCCUCUACUCCCUGAACCGAGUGAUGAAGGACCCCGAGGGGGUGUGGCCCUGCGCGGCGCCCAUCACCGUGUCCCAGCUCAGCCCCUCCUGCUCCUACCUGGUGCUGGCCUGUGCGGAUGGUGUGCUCACGAUCUGGGACAUGUCUGAGGGAUUCCCCCUGGGGGUCGUGGCACUUCCUGAGGAAAGUCUGUGCGAAAGCAUUCACUUCCUGCGGUACUUCGUGGUCCACCAAGGGCAGAGCCUGUUCCCCGAGGGCACAGUGAAGUCAUGCAUGAAGUGCGUGGUGCUGUGCACCAACAGCUCCCUGCACCUGGUGACAGCGGACGGGGCGCAGUGCCCCAGCAGCACCGAGCUCCUGAGCAGGACUGAGGCGCACCCAGAAGAAGCAGUGUGCGCGGUGGCGCCCGUCCCAACCCUGCCUGGCAUGGUGCUGCUGUUCACCAAGAACGGCUCUGUGAACCUCAUGGACGUGGGCAAGGCCCAGGUCCUCUGUGCCUUCGUGCCCCCCGUGAGCCAUGAGCUGCCCUUCCCCUGGAAGCCCAUGUUUGCCGUGUCCUCACAACACCCGUAUUUCCUGCUCCACGGAGGCUACCCGCGCAGACACACCAAACCCACGGACGACAGCAAGGAAGUCCCCAACUCCAUCUUCUGGUUUAACUUUGAGACCUAUCCGCCCCUGCAAGACAUGUGCAAGAACAACGCCAUCUCGCAGAAGGACCUGGCCUACAGCAAGGCCAUCCCGCAGGCACAGCCUCUGGAGACGAUCUGUGAGCACCUGCUCCAGAGCAGCUUCCAGAUCCAGAAGAGCCAGGAGCAGUGGGGCCGGCUGCGGAGGUUCUCCCUGCUGCUCCACAGAGAGAACCUGAAGAAGUGAAGCGGUGACCGGCCUGGGCCUGGGCGGCCGCCCCGAGGGACAGGACCCACAGGAGACAGGAA
Molecule: messenger RNA, 2180 nt
Organism: Dipodomys spectabilis (banner-tailed kangaroo rat)
Lineage: Eukaryota; Metazoa; Chordata; Mammalia; Rodentia; Heteromyidae
Gene: Wdr93
Product: WD repeat domain 93
Exons: 16
Coding region: 73-2118 (681 amino acids)
Biological process (GO): electron transport chain
Molecular function (GO): protein binding
Source: RefSeq, a predicted model, not a curated record